AGGGCGGUUGCCGGAAUGGGGUUGUGUCGGGAGGCGUGGCGCGCGCGAGUGAGUGGCAGAGCCGGGACGGGGAGCGAAGAGCUUUCCCGCCUUGAAUAACAACACUAGCUCAGAUUGGAAGCUGCCAAGAGGCUCACUGCAUCUCUUCUCCAAAAAAUUUCAAAUGGACAUAGGUGGCUCAAUGUCGCAGUUUCAGAACUCGUGGGAAUUAUACCAGCAGAGUAUACAAAAUGACCUGGAUAUUGAAAUGGAGACCAUGGCACCUUGCUCAGCAUUUCCGGAUCCAGCCAGUGACUUUGACAGGAACAUUCCACGUAUCUGUGGUGUUUGUGGAGACAAAGCUACUGGCUUUCAUUUUAAUGCUAUGACCUGCGAAGGCUGCAAAGGAUUUUUUAGGAGGAGCAUGAAAAGGAAAGCGAUGUUCACAUGUCCUUUCAAUGGCGAUUGUAAAAUCACCAAAGAUAACCGGCGACACUGUCAAGCCUGCCGGCUGAAGCGCUGCGUUGACAUAGGCAUGAUGAAAGAGUUUAUUCUGACAGAUGAAGAGGUUCAGAGGAAAAGAGAGAUGAUAAUGAAGAGGAAGGAAGAGGAAGCCCUGAAAGAGAGCCUAAAGCCCAAAUUGUUAGAGGAGCAACAGCGGACCAUCGAUAUCCUCCUGGAAGCCCACCGCAAGACCUAUGAUUCCACGUACUCUGAUUUCAACCAAUUCCGGCCUCCUGUGAGACUUGAUUCAGGCAGAAGAAGCACAAGCAGAUCUUCCUCUCUUAUGUCACAAGGCUUCUCUUCUUCAGAAGACUCUUCAGACACUUUCAGCUCUUCCCCAGAGCCCAGGAUGUUAUCGAGUGUGGAACUCAGUGAUGACAGCGAUGAAAGUGCAACCAUGUCCAUGGACUUCUCACACCUCUCUAUGCUGCCUCACGUGGCCGACCUUGUUAGCUACAGCAUCCAAAAAGUGAUUGGAUUUGCAAAAAUGAUUCCAGGGUUCAAAGAUCUAACAGCGGAGGACCAGAUUGCUCUACUGAAAUCCAGCGUCAUUGAAGUAAUUAUGCUCCGUUCAAAUCAGUCAUUUUCACUGGACGAUAUGUCCUGGACCUGUGGCAGCAAUGACUUCAAAUACAAAAUCAGCGAUGUCACUCAAGCUGGGCAUAGCCUGGACUUGCUUGAGCCCCUUGUUAAAUUUCAGAUCAACCUGAAGAAGCUGAACCUGCAUGAAGAAGAACAUGUUCUCCUCAUGGCCAUCUGCAUCCUUUCUCCUGACCGCCCUGGCGUUCAGGACACUGCUCUGGUGGAGUCCAUCCAAGAUCAUCUUUCAGCUAUCCUGCAGACAUACAUUCUCUGCCGACACCCUCCUCCGGGCAACCGCUUGCUCUAUCCCAAGAUGAUCCAGAAACUUGCAGACCUCCGGAGCCUGAACGAGGAGCAUUCCAAGCAAUAUCGCUGCCUCUCCUUUCUUCCGGAGCACAGCAUGCAGCUGACUCCGCUGGUCCUCGAAGUCUUUGGCAAUGAGAUCUCCUGACUCCGUGACUGGGAAUGAAACCUGUUGAAGUAAAGGGAGAAGUCAGCCCAGCUUCCCGCUGGUGGCAAACUGAGAGCUUUGGCCCAAGUUGAAGUUUUGUAUAUUCUGUCGGCAAGAGUUUUGAUUUUUUUUCCUUUCCACACUACCAGAGGGACUGCAUUGUUUGUAUAUCUUCAGCCUCAUAUUUUGCAUUGCUGCUGAGCAGCAAUUCGCAAGCUAGCCCCUUCUCUCCUGCCUAUCAAAACUAAAGAUCUUUCUCACUUGUUGCUUUGCCAUGAUGAAACCGCUUGUUGCUUUCUUCAAUGUUGAGCUUUUCAAGCCAGCAACUGAAAUGUCUGUGCUGUGUCUUAAAUGGAAGGUGAAUGGUUGAAUAACAGCGGGUGGAAUUUAAGAUUUGUGAUGGAUUGGACAUGGGAUAUUCUUUCUUUUAACACGCUGAGAGCUUUUGGUUCAGAAUGACUGUAACAUGCAGGGAAGAGUAACUGUUAUUCUUGGUGCAAAAUGUCAACUCCCCUCACCUCUCAUAAUUUUCUGCCAAACCUCAGAGCUCUUCAGUACUAGAAAAAGCAUUUAUUAACCUAAGAGUAAACAGGGAAAGCACAGGCUGUGUACACAUUAUCAGCUUAAACUGCAGCUAGGUUGCUCUUUUCCUUAAUUUGGAUCAAAGGUGAUUUGGGGAGAAAUACAUCAAAAUGCAGGAGAGAUGGAAGAGAGAUACGGAUUAAGAUAAUAUCGUAUGUACACCUCUUCCGAAACCAGUGGUGGGAGUGCAUUGGCUGCAGAGUAAAAUGGGGGGGGGCAUGUACACAGCCAGGUUUACAGGAAUAAAUAACCUGUGUCAUCUUUCUGACUUUUUUUAGUGUGUAUAAACAUGCCUGGCACAUUGUUGUCACUAAAUAAAUUUGUAACGGGAGGAAAAUUAUAUUUGACCUGUGACCUGGUGUAGACACUCUGGGAGUUGACUUCCUAAUAGCCAAGCCCCUGCUUGGAGCGCAGCAUUGUUUCCCAAGAAAUAAGCCUGCUAACAACUCAUGUCCUGUUUGCAGCGUUAGUUCUUACACUGUUUCAAGCACGGCCAGCUGCCAAGAGGAGUACAGAACUGGCUUCUCAUCAAGCCAGCAGGCUUGAGUUUGUUCAGGGUCGCUUUGGGUUACUUUGGAGUGGCAAGGGGAAAGCCCCGUUUAUCAAGAUAAGCCACAUGCAAAGUAGCACCAAAAAUAUUCCAGCCAUCACAUUGAGAAGUACUCUGCAGAGGUGAUUUUCAGAUGCUGGAGCCAUAAUCAGCCCUUAGUAACACUCAGGGAGGCUGAAAGUGACAUUUUGUGAGUUUGACAACUUCUGGACUACUGUAUAUGACCUCUGGAAAAACAAAGCACAUGUGAACUGUGUGCUGAAAAGGGAAGUAAUUCAUUGCCAAUAUUAAAAUAAUUUCUUUGCAGAGAACGUGCUUGGGAUAUUUAGUUGUAGCUUCAUUGGUCCCACAGAAUCCAAAGUAAGAUUGGAGGAUACAUAGCUAUUAAUUGCACAAAAGAGAAAUGUAAAAUUAACUGUCAACAACAGAGAGAGAGCAAAGAUGAAUAUAGAUGUUCUCUCCUAGACGCUUGAUAGAUAGUGGCCUAUUCAUCAAAUACGUACAAGCGUACUACUCUCUUCAAACACAUAGUGUACAUUCACCAAUGUGUUAUUGUAUUUGUGUGUGGUUUUUUUAUUACUGCAAUAGCUGCAAUUUGCACACUGUAUGCACAGCUACAGAUUGUCACUUAAAAUGUCUGGUGAGAUGACGAGAAUUCAGUUCCGUGAAUAAAGGAAGGUCACAUUGAA
Podarcis raffonei (Aeolian wall lizard) is the source of this 3337-nucleotide messenger RNA. It is a transcript of the gene VDR, whose product is annotated as vitamin D receptor. The transcript has 11 exons. Gene Ontology annotation, cellular component: nucleus. Gene Ontology annotation, biological process: cell differentiation; negative regulation of transcription by RNA polymerase II; positive regulation of transcription by RNA polymerase II. NCBI's taxonomy places the organism in Eukaryota, Metazoa, Chordata, Lepidosauria, Squamata, Lacertidae. The record is from RefSeq and is a predicted model, not a curated record. Bases 164 to 1516 code for a protein of 450 amino acids. Gene Ontology annotation, molecular function: nuclear receptor activity; vitamin D response element binding; zinc ion binding.